CCCGCCAUGGAAUUCAUCACAAACUAGCAUCCAGUCUCCAGUUUCCUCGCACUCCAAUCCACCUCUAGAUCUCUCUCCCAUGGCUCAGUGCACUCUCCCGGCCCAUGAUCACUCCAUCUGCAACGAUCCAAUCCGCCGCCUCCACCAGGAGGCCAAGGCCGCGUACCACAAGCUCCCCCUGGAACAGCGAUCCCAGGCGCUGCGCCUCUUCAAAGGCAUGGAUCAAAAUGCGAGUAGGGGAGUGACGCGAACGGAGGUGGAACGCUACAGCGACCCCGCCGUCAAAGCGGUCGCCCUCUCGUGCUUCGACGCCCUCGACGCCGAUCACAACCGCAAGCUCGAUUUCUGGGAGACCGUCACGCUCGCCCACAUCCUGCGCGUCCCGGGCAAGCUCUGCGGCGAGUGCUCCACCCUCCUCCUCUACGGGCCCAUUUGCAGCGUCUGCGAGACCGACAACUGCUACCCCGAAGAAGAACCCUAAGAUCAAAGUGGCAUCCGUACAAGGAGAGUCUCUUCGUACAAAGUACGAAAUAAACCCUCCGUAAUAAACAAUACGUAUGUUUUAAUGUAUGUAGGAAUUGUGUA
Selaginella moellendorffii is the source of this 585-nucleotide messenger RNA. RefSeq lists its product as uncharacterized. The coding region runs from base 80 to 481 and encodes 133 amino acids. Lineage: Eukaryota; Viridiplantae; Streptophyta; Lycopodiopsida; Selaginellales; Selaginellaceae. The record is from RefSeq and is a predicted model, not a curated record. The transcript has a single exon.